AUGGGAGAUUCCACAGAAGACCUGGAAAAUAAUAAGCCUAAGAUCUUGUGGGACUUCCAGAUCCAGAUGGACAGGCAGAUAUUGGCCAACCGACUAGACCAGAAGACAACGAUAGAUGCAGUGGUGCCAAGGGACAUCAAGAUCAGGAAGAAUGAGGAACAUGAUAAAGAUCCUGAAAGCUUCUUUAAAGUGUUGAUGAAAUUGAAAAAGAUGGAACUGAAUUUUCAUGUCUCUGUCCUUGGAGAAGCCUUCACUGAUGUUCCAGAUAUAUUUUCAGAGGCCAAAAAGACAUUGGAAUCAUCGGUCUUACAUUGGGGCUACUUACCCAGCAGGGAUGAUUAUUUCCAAGUUCUGUGCAUGGCUGAUGUGGUCAUCUCCACAGCUAAGCAUGAAUUCUUUGGUGUGGCAAUGAUAGAAGCGGUGCACUGUGGCUGUUACCCCCUUUGUCCAAAUGCUUUGGUUUAUCCAGAAAUAUUUCCAGCUGAAUAUCUGUAUUCUACACCUGAACAGCUUAUUAAAAGGCUUCAGAAUUUCUGCAAGAGGCCAGAGAUUGUAAGGAAACAUCUCUAUAAGGGUGAAACAUCUCAGUUUUCUUGGGCAGCGCUCCAUGAUAAAUUCAGGUCUCUCCUCACAACAGAACCCAGGGAAGAUUUGUGACAGAUGGGGCGAAGUCACAAACUUGCAGCCGAAAGCAAAACGGGGAGAACUUUCCAGUGUGUGUGUGUGAGUCCAUAUUUACCUGAUCAGAGCAAAAGAAGCAGAGGAAGCUCAGCCUGGCUGCUUGUCAUAGCUGACACAGAGCCAUCUGCCACAAACCUGUGGCGGCUUCAGAUCUCCGAUCCCUGCCACCACUCCGGCUCAAAUUAAAUGCAGAUUCCCGGAGACGUUACGAUGGUUACACAUGUCCUCAGCAUCACAGGCAGGAGACUGAAAAAAUAAAUGUGGCCUGUUGUAUAACUAUGCUCAUGUAUCCCAUAUGUGGUGCCACAUUGAAUUUCCGGUGGAAUUCGUUUCUGUCCUUUGUACUGGAUGACACGGAGCCUGCGUGCUUUCCCUUGGCCGACGUGAUGGCAGCCAAGAUUGCAACUUCAAACAUUUGCUCAAUGGCCAGCUUUCAAUACCUAGACUGCCUGGUUAUCCUUGCAACGUAGUUGUCGCGUCCUCCAAGGGCCACAGGGUCUCAAAGGAGGACCGCUGCCCUCUCUCCAACCCAGCUACCCUAUCUAAUUGGGCAGAUCUCUAGGAAUUAUGGGGAGGUGAAGGCUAGUUUUUGUUUUUUUGGAUUUCUUUCCACCAUCUCUUCCUCCUCUUCUCCAUCCCCCCUCCCCCUGCUUUCCUCCUUUUGCAAAUUAAUGACUCCAUGGCACUGGGGCUUUUAAGUGAAGGUAUUAAUAAGGGGGUCUGGCAGGUGAUCCAUGAUUCCCAGAAUUGCAUUUGCAUUUAAUUAAUCUUAAAGAAAGUGGCAAGAUAAACAGCUGUAAUUCAAACUAGCAUGGGAAAUAUGCUAUAUGGUGUCAUCUAUCCAAUGAACGAAAGGUUGGAGACUUGUUUUUUCUCUCUCUCUCUCAAGGCCGGUGAACAGCAGACAUCACAAUUGUUCCAUGGGGGCAAAAUACAGAUAUUUGUGGGGUCUCCCCCCCCCCACUCCUUGUUAUGGCCUGUUUUGUUAUUAAGUAGAAGGGAUGGGAAUGAGAAAUUGGUACUCCAACUUGCAAAUGGGAGCUUUUCAUUAUAAAUUGAUUGUACUUUGAACAAUGAUAGAGCAACUGCAUUUGUUGAUGUUAAAUGCUCCAAAAUUUCAAAUGUGCUAUAUCUUAUUUUUAAUAAAAGUACCCCUUGAAGUUUU
Thamnophis sirtalis is the source of this 1846-nucleotide messenger RNA. Lineage: Eukaryota; Metazoa; Chordata; Lepidosauria; Squamata; Natricidae. The record is from RefSeq and is a predicted model, not a curated record.